AUGGCCAAUCUUUCAAAUCAGCCAUCAGCAUACAUAUACGACCUUUACUAUGAGAAGGAGGCGAUAUCGAAACAGCUCUAUGACUGGCUCCUCAAGAACAACUAUGCGGAUGCCAACUUGAUUGCUAAAUGGAAGAAGCAGGGCUAUGAAAAGGUAUUGUUGACACUCUGA
Aspergillus clavatus NRRL 1 is the source of this 171-nucleotide messenger RNA. Its product is annotated as putative cell cycle control protein Cwf14/Bud31. Gene Ontology annotation, cellular component: spliceosomal complex; nucleus. Lineage: Eukaryota; Fungi; Ascomycota; Eurotiomycetes; Eurotiales; Aspergillaceae. The coding region runs from base 1 to 171 and encodes 56 amino acids. The record is from RefSeq and is a predicted model, not a curated record. The transcript is spliced from 2 exons. Gene Ontology annotation, biological process: mRNA splicing, via spliceosome.